Hyaloscypha bicolor E is the source of this 860-nucleotide messenger RNA. RefSeq lists its product as uncharacterized. NCBI's taxonomy places the organism in Eukaryota, Fungi, Ascomycota, Leotiomycetes, Helotiales, Hyaloscyphaceae. The transcript has a single exon. Bases 184 to 777 code for a protein of 197 amino acids. The record is from RefSeq and is a predicted model, not a curated record.
CGUAAAGACGAUUUUGAUGACGACACGGGGCACGAGAUACACGGCGGGCUUUCACAAGCACUUCGAGGCUAAAACCAAAUCCUGGCAGCCAUUUCAUGUAGGAGUACAUAACUCUAGACUUUGCACAUACAAAAGAAAACAAUACUAGACCCGCUGACAGCUGGGAUCGGGAUUAGCUGUUUGAUGGCCAAGAUUUGUCAGAUGACAGACAUGGUUGUUCAGAUUCUGUCAAAUUCCCGGCGAUCCCACUCGAUCAUCGUUGCUUUUGUCUCAGCGUCAGUGAAAAGAAAUAUAUUGUCUUGGAUGCCUAGGCCCGAGGCUCUGGGUGAGAAAGGCUGUUCCCGAGAAGCUGUCUCGGCAUUAUUCAAUGGACAAAAGGAAAGCCAAGUCGUACACGAAGUGAGGCUGAAAGACAGUUCCAAAAGAAGCAGCGGAUUUGACCGUGAUAUAGAAGAUCGACAUGCAAGGCGGAGAGAUCGACAUGAAAGCCUUUGUUAUCAAAGUUUCUCGACUUGUGCCCGAAGUAAUGCAACCCCGCCUUGUACAAGAAGCGCAACACUGGUCCACAACCUUGCGCUUAUUAAUUCCACGCACAGACCUGCUGGGGCUGGGAAGGGAACCGUGCCGCUUGUUCAAGAUUUGUCACACGUCAGGAGACUCGACUCCACAGAAAGUGUGAGGCGUCAGCAUGCAUGCGCUAGAAAUCCUGAUUCCAUGGGCGUGGGUAACAUCUUAUUUUCGGCCGGAAGAUUUGGGGGCUUAGGCUUGCAUGAAUAGUGUAUGUGGCAAUUAUUGGGUGUGGGUGGGUGGGUCAACGAUCGACAUGGGGCUGAAGAGUCCGGCCCACCUUCUCUGUCUAG